Messenger RNA from Phasianus colchicus (ring-necked pheasant), 1391 nucleotides. RefSeq names its product proliferation and apoptosis adaptor protein 15 (gene PEA15). Gene Ontology annotation, biological process: regulation of apoptotic process; MAPK cascade. The record is from RefSeq and is a predicted model, not a curated record. Gene Ontology annotation, molecular function: protein binding. NCBI's taxonomy places the organism in Eukaryota, Metazoa, Chordata, Aves, Galliformes, Phasianidae.
UGGCUUCAGACUCCGCCCCGCUGAGCGGAGCACCGAGAGACGGAGCGGCCGCAGCGGCACCGCCGCCGAUACCGCCGUCAGCACCGCCAUCAGCACCGCCCGCACCGCCACCGGAACCGCCGCCGGCCGCCAUGGCCGAGUACCGCAGCCUGCUGGAGGAGCUGGCGCAGAACAUCACCGCCGAGGACCUGGAGCAGCUCAAAUCCGCCUGCAAAGAGGACAUCCCCAGCGGGGAGGGGGAGGCCAUCGCCACCAGCCAGCACUGGUUCGCCUUCCUGGAGAAGCACAGCAAGCUGGACAAGGCCAACCUGUCGUACAUUGAGCACAUCUUUGAGAUCUCGCGCCGCCCCGAUCUGCUCACCAUGGUGGUUCAGUACCGCACGCAGGUGCUGAAGAUCUCGGAGGAGGAUGAGGUGGACACCAAACUCACCCGCAUCCCCAGCGCCAAGAAGUACAAGGACAUCAUCCGACAGCCCUCGGAGGAGGAAAUCAUCAAGUUGGCCCCCCCACCCAAAAAAGCCUGAGGGGGGGGGUGAGGAAGAGGAGGAAGAGGAGGAGGAGGUGUCCCCCCCCCACCGCCUCUCCGACCCCAUAGGGGGGAUAGGGAUGGGGAGGGGGGGGGCACACGGUCACUAACAAAAGUCUUAAUGCCCCCCCCACCCCAAAACCAGCGCUGUGGGGGGGGCUCUGCGUGUGCAUGGGUGUGCACGUGGGUGUGUGUGUGAGCGUGAUUUUGGGGGGGGCUUUGCUAUUUCCAGGGAACCCCCUCCAACCCUUUACCCAAAUCAUUGGGAUAACAGAAACAGGGACUCUCCCCCCCCCCCCGUAUUGUGGUUUGGCUUUUUUAGGGGGGGGUGCAUAGGGACCAUCCCCCCAUCCCAAUGCUGGGGUGGGGGGCACAGAUAGGGACCUCCCCCUCCUCGCCAGUUGUGGGGUGGGAAGCAUAGACAGGGACCACCCCACUGUGGGGUGAGGGGCACAAAUAGGGGUGCCCAAUUUUGGGGUGGAGGGCACAUAGAUUUCCCCUUCCUUGCCAGUUGUGGGGGUGCACAGAGACCCUCCCCACCGCCACCACUUGUGGGGUAGGGGGCACAAAUAGAGACCCCCCCCAAAUUGGGGUGGGAGGCACAGACAGGGAAACCCCCAGGAACGUGGUUGUGGGAGGGGGCACAGGGUCGAAGGUGGGGGCACGUUGGGAUGGAGGAGAGCAGCAGGGCUGGAUGUGUGUGAGGGGGGGGGGAGGGUCCUUUGCUGACUCCCCCCCAGAGGGGCUGGAGGAGGGCAUGAGGCUGGAAAGACUCAGCACCAUAGGGUGGGGGGGGAAAGGGGGGAAGGAUGUGCCCCCCCCCACCCAUGGGGGCUGCAGUGGGUGGGGGUGGUGAGUAGGUGAU